This is a messenger RNA of Notolabrus celidotus (New Zealand spotty), 4123 nucleotides long. RefSeq names its product double-strand-break repair protein rad21 homolog A-like. Lineage: Eukaryota; Metazoa; Chordata; Actinopteri; Labriformes; Labridae. Gene Ontology annotation, molecular function: chromatin binding; protein binding. Gene Ontology annotation, cellular component: cohesin complex; synaptonemal complex. The transcript is spliced from 15 exons. The coding region runs from base 566 to 2245 and encodes 559 amino acids. Gene Ontology annotation, biological process: synaptonemal complex assembly; replication-born double-strand break repair via sister chromatid exchange; mitotic sister chromatid cohesion. The record is from RefSeq and is a predicted model, not a curated record.
GCCCAUGCUCCCUCUCUCUCUCUCACAUCAGCACCACUCCGCAUCCUGCCGAGCUUUCUGACUGGUCGGAGGACGCAGAGGGAGAGAACGCCAUCUUGUUUGUUUAGUCAGAGGAGGGGUGGAAUAAGAGUCCCUCCAGUCCAUCUAGCAGACACACUACAACACGAGCGAGGUAUAAACGGCGAACCGGCCUGACGCCUCCCCCUCCCCCCUUUCCCCUGUGGUGAGAAGAUGUUUUAUGCCCACUUUGUCCUCAGCAAACGUGGGCCGCUGGCCAAAAUCUGGCUGGCGGCCCACUGGGACAAGAAGCUGACCAAGGCUCAUGUGUUUGAGUGCAACCUGGAAAGCAGCGUUGAGAGCAUCAUCUCACCCAAGGUGAAGAUGGCUUUACGGACGUCAGGGCAUCUGCUGCUGGGGGUGGUGAGGAUCUACCACAGGAAGGCCAAAUAUCUGCUGGCAGAUUGUAACGAGGCCUUCAUCAAGAUCAAGAUGGCUUUUAGACCAGUCUUUUAUAUGUGUAUGCAUAGGGAGAAAAAGUAUGUCCACAUAGCCACCCAGUCCUGAAAUGUUUCUGUCCACCAUCUUUCCAGGUGUGGUGGAUCUUCCAGAGGAGAACAGAGAAGCAGCGUACAAUGCUAUCACGCUGCCUGAGGAGUUUCAUGAUUUUGAUCAGCCACUACCAGACCUGGAUGAUAUUGACAUUGCUCAGCAGUUCAACUUGAACCAGAGCAGAGUGGAGGAGAUCACCAUGAGAGAGGAGGUGGGCAACCUCAACCUGCUGCAAGACAAUGACUUUGCUGACUUCGGUAUGGACGACCGGGAGAUGAUGCGGGAGGAGAGUGCGUUCGAGGUGGACAUCAUGGGAGCUUCAGCUUCAAAUCUUCUGCUGGAGGCUGAGGGCGUAGCCAACCCAAUGGCUGACAAGGCCAACCAUCUGGAGUACGACGACCAGUAUAAAGAUGACUUUGGAGACAACCCGAUGGAGAGCACUGAGGGAGGCAUGCUGGUGGACAAGCUGCUGAGUAACGAGGAUGGAGACGGGAUCUUUGAUGACCCUCCUGCCAUCACAGAGAGCGUGAUGAUGCCUCAGGACCACGGAGACGAUGAGGAUGACUUUGACGCUCUCUCAGCUGGAGCCCCAGAUAGUCCUGACUCAGGCCCAACAGAGCCCCUACCAGCCAUGGCAGACCAGGCAGAGCAGACCGCCCUGGUUCACAACGAGGAAGAAACCUUUGCCCUGGAGCCCAUUGACAUCACAGUAAAGGAGACAAAGGCGAAGCGCAAGAGGAAGCUGAUUGUUGACAGUGUGAAGGAGCUGGACAGUAAAACCAUCCGUGCGCAGCUGUCCGAUUACUCCGACAUUGUCACCACGCUGGACCUGGCACCUCCCACCAAGAAACUAAUGAUGUGGAAGGAGACCGGAGGAGUGGAGAAGCUGUUCUCUCUCCCUGCUCAGCCGCUCUGGAACACCAGGCUGCUGAAGAUGUUUACAAGAUGUCUGACCCCACUGGUACCAGACGAGUUGAGGAAGAGGAGGAAAGGUGGAGAGGCAGACAGUUUGGAUGAGUUCCUGAAGGAUCUGGAGAACCCAGAGGUGCCCAGAGAGGAGACAGCAGGACACCAGCAGAGAGACAUCAUGGAUCAGUCCAUCAUGGAAGAGGCCAGUGUUCUGCAGACUUCAGCUGUUGAAGGCAGCAGGACGACCCUAGACGAGUCGGUCAUGCCUCCUCCGGCCCAACGUGGCCUCAAACGUAAAGCCCAGGACACAGAACCAGCCCUGCCUAUGGGAGCUUUGGACCAGCAGCAGCAGCCACAGGUGUCCGCGGCGUCUGAUGUGUCCCAGCAGCUGGAGACAGCGAGUGUAGAUCUGCCCCUAGAGGAGACGACCACAAACAUCAGCCAGCUGAUUGACCUGGAUCUGCUCGGAGACAAAGACAGGAAGAAAAAUGAUGAUGAAUCGGAUGAGGAGGAGGAGGAGGCACAGGGAGGAGAUCAGGACCAGGAGGAGAGGAGGUGGAACAAGAGAACCCAGCAGAUGCUCCAUGGCCUCCAGAGGGUGAUGGCCAAAACAGGCGCCCAGUCGGUCAGCCUGCUGGAUCUGUGCAAGAACAACAACAAGAAGCAGGCAGCCGCAAAGUUUUACAGCUUCCUUGUUCUGAAGAAGCAGCAAGCGGUGGAGCUUGUCCAGGAGGAGCCAUACAGCGACAUCAUCGCUACACCUGGACCUCGCUUUCACAUCAUCUAGAGGAAUCAACAAACUGUACUGUUUUAUAAUUUGAGGAAAAGAGUAUUUAUCUAUUAUUUAUUUGAGUUUGAUGCCUUUAUUUAUUGAAUGACGCAGAGUUUUAUCUGCAGUAUUUCAUCAAGCAGUGGUUGGAGGAAUGAGGGUGAGCUUUGUUGCAUCCCACACAAUGGAACUUUUUCCUUUUAACAUUUCAUCUCUUGUUUUUAAGACUAACUUUAAGCUGAUUUUAAACUUAAGUUAGUCCGGGAAUCAAUUCAAAGAAAAGUUUGUAAUAAGAGAAUUCAAUGUUAACAGUGAUUUUAACUCCAUCAGUCAGGUUAGAGACUCAUUCGUCAAAAAGGAGCAUGCACUAUAUCCAGUCUCUGCAGAGAUCAUGUAAACUCAUUCUACAGUAGUGAUUGCCGGUAGAACCAGCAGUUAGUCAUCGUACAACUGUAGUGUAGCACUUUAAUCAUAACUAACUCAAAGUUGAUGUUUUUUGCAAAUGCGUCGCUCGCAUCAUCGACUGUUCGUGCCUCACAAGAGUCAAAACUGUAGCUGUGUCCCAAAUCCGAAAUGCAGAUUUUUUCUAGCAACAUUAAUCAAACUCUAAGAAGUCAAUAUGCUUAUGCACUAAUGCGUUAGAUUUUUGAUUGUACGCACUUGAACAAAUCUUUGUUGAGUGAUUUCACGUAACUUUGACUAAACUGUAAAACAAGUAUAUAGACCACGAUGUUUAAGAAUAGUAUGCAUUAAGGAUAAAGGACACAGCUUAUGAAAAAUAUCUUCAGAUGUUAAUAUUUAGAUUUUGUAAACAUCAAUGGUCUGCUAUUUGCAUGCUCUGUCCUCAAGUAUUUAUUACAUUGGAUUUGCACUAGAACCAAUUUUAUUCUCCAGUGUUCUUAAAUUGACUUUUCAGGUGUUGACUCUUAUCUUAUUGUUGCAGUGUCACUUUUAGAAUAUAAAAAAAGAAUCAUUAAAUAACUACCAAUCGACUAGAUCUUAGAGUUUCUCAACUGGUCUUAGGAUACAGAGUUUGCCGAUGGGGAAAUUAACUAUUCAGACUACUGCUGUAAAGAUUGUAUUUUUUGAAUGGGUGUGUAUGUGGUUUCCAGUACUUCUGGAGCCAGCCUCAAGUGGACACUUGAGGAACUGCAACUUUUAGCACUUCUUGCAUUGGCUUCAAUUCUCGCGGCUUGAGGUUGCCGCUUGACCUUGACCCAAAUGUCUGUAAAUUUUUGUUCAUUGGUGAAAGACAACCAGCAGUAAAGUGCAUUACAUCCACCCACUGUGCUGGUGUGUGACUUAAUGAUCACACAGUAACACAUGCCCUUUGAAACGAAGGUAGAGACUUCUGCCACCACUCGUGACCCAUUGAAAAUGGCUCAGCGACUCACUUUUGGGUCCUGACCCACCGGUUGAGAACCAAGAAUCUAGAUCAUGAAGAUACUUAUUUAUUGAUAUCAUGUGUCAACAAGAGAUUUAACUGUUUUUCAUAUUUAUACCCUGAGUGACUUGAUGACCAGAUUAAGAGAAGUCUGAGUGGAGAUAUUGUGUAUAAAUGUUGUUGUUUGGACUCAUAGUAGAAGAGAUAUCACAGGUUGAUGAAUAAAAAAUCAAAACAAUCGCAACAAACAAAAACAAGCAGACUCCCAUAUAUCAUUGUGACCUAACCUCUUCCUCGUGCUUCUGCAAAGACAACUGAAUGCAUUGUUUUGAAAUCAGCUUCUGUAUAAACUGACUAUCAUUCUGUCUGAGUGCAUCUUAUAUUCAAACCAUGUGCCUGUAAACUGUCUUUAUUUUGUACAAAGGUAAAUGUUCUCGAUCACAUGCCUGUAAGUCCUGGAAACUGUUGCAAAGUUUUUGAAAAUAAAUACCAUGCUCAGUGUUUUUAAGAGG